CCCAUAUAGCUCUUGUUUAGGGCCCCUACAUAAAAGAAGCUAUAACAGCCGGUGUUGUUGCUGCUACAGUUUCAGUACAAAAAACUCAUAGUUUGAUUACAAUACAAAAAUUACUUAUAGUAUAUAGGACUCUGUAAAUAUAAUAAACCGAAAUCUACUGUAUCACUAGAACAAGCAACUAUAAAGCAUUCCUCGAGUACUUGUCCAGUUUCAAUUGUGCUCUCAUAAGGUGUUUGAUAUUCUAUCGGGAACAGUGUCAUCAAGACUAAACUGACAAAAUGACUGACGAGGCUCUACCAGCGGAACAAAUUGCCGUCCUCCGCAAGGCGUUCGAUGGCUUCGAUAGGGAGCACUCAGGCAGCAUAUCUACAGAAAUGGUUGCCGAAAUAUUGCGCCUCAUGGGUCAGCCCUUCAACAAACGUAUUCUCGAAGAACUCAUUGAAGAAGUUGAUGCCGACAAAUCCGGUCGCUUAGAGUUUGACGAAUUCGUUACACUUGCUGCAAAAUUCAUUGUUGAAGAAGAUGCAGAAGCAAUGCAAAAAGAGUUGCGUGAAGCUUUCAGGCUUUAUGACAAAGAAGGAAAUGGCUACAUACCAACGUCCUGCUUGCGCGAAAUUCUCCGCGAGUUGGACGACCAGCUGACUGAGGCCGAACUCGACAUGAUGAUCGAGGAGAUCGAUUCCGAUGGUUCGGGAACGGUAGACUUUGAUGAAUUCAUGGAGAUGAUGACUGGAGAGUAAUAGAAUAUAAUAUAAAUUUAGCUUGCUUUUUAACGCCCUUUUUAUAUAUUUAUACGUACUAGUUACUAAUUACAAUUUUGCUUUAGUAAUUCUUCUUAUAUAUGUUUUUAGUUUUACAAUAUUAUAAUAUUUUAAAGUUUGUUAAAUAGACUACUUUUAAUAUAUUGCUUGUAUAUGUACUUUAAAAUAUGAUUAAUGUAUAAUAUUAAAUAGUGUAUUCCUUC
This is a messenger RNA of Ctenocephalides felis (cat flea), 964 nucleotides long. Its product is annotated as troponin C-like. The record is from RefSeq and is a predicted model, not a curated record. The coding region runs from base 279 to 740 and encodes 153 amino acids. The transcript has 6 exons. Lineage: Eukaryota; Metazoa; Arthropoda; Insecta; Siphonaptera; Pulicidae. Gene Ontology annotation, molecular function: calcium ion binding; enzyme regulator activity.